AUGAAGAAAGCGCGAAAGGCUGCGCUCGACGCAACGCUGCGCCGCGAAAUCGAAGAAUCGAAACCGCAGUCCAUCCGAGGCUGUCUCAGGCACGACAAGGCACACGAACUUCUCCGAGAUGUUUAUCAUCUCGGAGAGAGAAAAAGCCGCACGUCUCUAAUCAACUCAGCCAUGGACAGGCUGAAGAAAAGGGGCGUGACAAGGGACGUUACAACGACAGCAAGCGAGGCCCUGCGGCUAGAAGAAUCUAACUCCGCUCCCGUCGCAGGUGCGUUGGCCUCCCAGGGCGACUUCGUCGCAGUGGAGCUAAAUGGUUACAAAGCACCUGUAAAUGCGCUUGUGGUAAGGGAAGAUGCAAAAGAAGUGGUGGUUGAGUUCGAGGCAGACAGAGUGAGAGCAGUGUAUGACAGAGACUCGCAGGACAUUGUUGCUUUAACAAAAACUGAGCAAAAACAAAGCGAGGAAUUGAGGCAUGUCCAUGAAAGGGCACAACAUCUAGUUGAAUAUUUCGACGAGAGACUGUCUGGAGGAAAGAGGAAGAAAGCUGGUGUUUCAGUUUUCCCACCCCAAGUGGGAAGAGACAAACUGCCCAAUCCGGCAGAUGCACCGAGGCUGUACAAGUACAUCGUCAUCGAGGUUGGUUCGGGAAGUGCAGCCCUUGCACAGGCGAUAUUUAUCAAGGGAAAUGGUCUAAUAGGAGUCUACACGAUCGAUUGGGAUGACAGGAGAUUUGCGCACCUAAAGGAAGAUUUGAGAAACUUGGAUUUCAGCAAGCUACUGACCAUGUUCCCACAGCUCAUCCAUGUGCAUUGCACAUGGGACUGCAAGGCAAAUUCGCCCGCCGGGCAACAGCAACAUCCAGUGACCUACGGCAAAAAGGCCAAAGCAAAGGGCUUAAAGCCAGAUAAAGCACGAAUUGUCCACAUAGCGGAAGGGUGCGCAACAAUGUGGAAAAAGGCCAUCAACGAUACGCGACGGCUGAGCCCCUUUGUGACAUUUUCAUGGGAACACCCAACAGGGGUUGUAUCUAUGUGCAAGCUUUGUGGCACCAAGUUCGAAAAAACCCUGGAGAUCCUCACUGACAUCGCCGACUUCCCAGAGGACGACUACUUCUGUACCCCCUGCUCGCCGUGCAAGUGGAUCGAGAACCAGCCUACCAACAAGCAUCCCGAGAGGCUGGAGUAUGCCACCGAGACAGCCACCUACGAGCCAGGCUUCUGCGACUUUUUAGGCGACGCCAUCCUCAAACACCACAACAUCCCGAUCUCCACCCAGAAGCCACCCUCCGACCGCGUGCGCCGUGCCAGCCUAGAGGUAGUCGCGCGACGCGAGUGCCGCCUGGAGCUCGAGCGCGUGCGGCGCGCCGCUCAGGAGCCGCAGCGCCUCGAGCUCCGACGCGACGUUGCGCACCUCCUGGCGCGUCUUCGCGUCCCGCUUCGAGAUGCGCUUGACGGCGCACGGGCGCCCGUCGGGCCAGGUGCCCUCGAACACGCCGCUGCACGCGCCCGAGCCGAGCUUCGCGCCCGUCGCCACGUCGCCGACGCGGUGGGCCUCCUCGACGAGCGACUCGUCGACCGCGGGCAGCCCCACGGCGAGCCCAGCGUCAUGCGCAAGCACGGCCUUGCUCCAGAGGAGUUCCUGGUGCACCUCCUUGAGGGAGUCGUACUGGCGCCGCUGGAUCUUCAAGUUCUCGCAGAGGCGCUCGUACUGGCGGAUGCGCACGUCCUGGGCCUCCACGGACAUGUCGCCGGCGACCUCCGUGUUCGGAAACCCAUUGGAGGUGUUCUCGGGGGCUGCCAUGAUCCACACGUGUCUGUAAGCUGUGGCUAUAAUCUGCUCGCUUACCUUCAAGUUAAGCGGUGGCUAUUGCUUGACGUCAAUUUUGAGGAUAUCUUUGCUACACAUACACAGAACGAACGGUUCAUUAUUCGGGAUUCGGACAAAUGA
Messenger RNA from Aureococcus anophagefferens, 1947 nucleotides. RefSeq lists its product as hypothetical. The transcript has 6 exons. Lineage: Eukaryota; Pelagophyceae; Pelagomonadales; Pelagomonadaceae. The coding region runs from base 1 to 1947 and encodes 648 amino acids. The record is from RefSeq and is a predicted model, not a curated record.